AAAAAUAAAAAAAAAUCCAGUGCUCUAUCGAUAAUUGCCGAAAGAGGGAGCCAGUCGACACCGUAACCAUAGAAACCAAAAUGGCUACCCCAUUGGAGCAGUUCGUGGUUAAUGUGAGAGCGUUAUCCUCUCAGGGUAAUUUUGAUUCAUUAUGUGAUUAUAUCAAUAAAAGUACCGAAGUAUUAGUUAAAAAUGUUCCGCACUUGGAUGACGUGUUGGCGACUUUAGAUCUUCAAGAACAUUCUUUAGGAAUACUAGCAAUUCUUUGUGUUAAAUUUAAUUGUCCUGUUCUUUCUGAAUAUGAAGUUAUGUAUGCUCAAGUUCAAGAAUUUAUUAUGGGCUGUAAUGGUGAACAAGUGAGAUUUGGAACAGAUACAUUUGCCGAAUUAUGUCAUCUUCUGACACAGAGUCUUGUUGAAAGACAGCAGCCAAUGAGAGGCAUUGACUUAUUAUGUCAUGCAAUUAGUAAAAUUCAAUUGAAUCCAUCACAGCUGACUUCAAUUCAUGCAGAUUUAUGCCAGCUCUGUCUGUUAGCCAAAUGUUUGAAACCAGCUUUACAAUUCUUAGAUAUAGAUAUUACCGAAAUUAGUAAAGAGGGAGGCCAUUAUGAUUCAAAACAUUUUCUCUUAUAUUAUUAUUAUGGUGGAAUGAUAUAUACAGCUUUAAAAAAUUAUGAACGAGCUAUGUAUUUUUUCGAAGUGGCUAUUGCUACACCAAGCAUGGCUGUUAGUCAUAUAAUGUUAGAAGCAUAUAAAAAAUAUAUUUUGGUAGCAUUGAUUUUACAGGGAAAAGUACCUACAUUACCUAGAUAUACAUCUCAAGUAGUUGGGAGAUUUAUAAAACCACUAAGUCAACCUUAUCACGAUUUAGCUACCGCAUACACUACGAACAGUCCGGAUGAAGUUAGAAAUAUCGUCAACAGGCACUCGGAUACGUUCUUGCGGGAUAAUAAUAUGGGGCUAGUUAAACAAUGCUUAGCUUCACUUUAUAAGAAGAAUAUUCAAAGACUUACAAAGACAUUUCUUACGUUAUCCUUAAGCGAUAUGGCAAAUAGAGUUCAGCUCUCAGGUCCAAAGGAAGCUGAGAAAUAUAUCUUACACAUGAUUGAAGAUGGAGAAAUUUUUGCUUCAAUAAAUCAGAAAGAUGGAAUGGUGGUAUUCUUAGAUAAUCCUGAAAAAUAUAAUACUCCGACAAUGUUUAAAAGAUUAGAGGAAGAGAUGAGAAAAUGCAUUCAACUAGAUGAUAAAUUGAGGCAAAUGGAUCACGAAAUAGCAAUGAAUCCCAAAUACGUUCAAAAGGUAAAAAUAGUUCGGGAAUGCAAGACGACGACCUUCCUGCUAGCACGGGAUCCCUAACCGCAGCAAAAGUUCCAACUUACUCUAUGUAAAAAAAUAAAAUUAUAGUUUACUUAACUAUAUUUUUGAGUUGCAGAUAAUAUGUAUUAACAAUUGCGAAUAUUUAUUUGUACGAUAUGUUGAACCAUCUGCAAUAAAUUUGAAUUUUUUUUUAAA
Centruroides sculpturatus (bark scorpion) is the source of this 1511-nucleotide messenger RNA. RefSeq names its product COP9 signalosome complex subunit 3-like (gene CSN3). Gene Ontology annotation, cellular component: COP9 signalosome. Gene Ontology annotation, biological process: ubiquitin-dependent protein catabolic process. The transcript has 15 exons. The record is from RefSeq and is a predicted model, not a curated record. Bases 81 to 1355 code for a protein of 424 amino acids. NCBI's taxonomy places the organism in Eukaryota, Metazoa, Arthropoda, Arachnida, Scorpiones, Buthidae.